GGAAAAUCGGUUGAUUGUGUUCUAGCGAUUGAGACGAAGCAGCAGCGAGCUUCUACUCUAUCCUUCGGAUUAGUCUCACUCACCUCUACGAGCGCCCAGCUUUCGCUACCUCCCUGAUCAACGUUUCCGCGCGCACGCGACAUCUCCGUCGCUCAUCGCGAUCCUCUCCGCAGGCAUCUGUUUGUCGAUCUACUCAGCAUCUCGAGUUUCGCAUCGCGCAUCCGAUUCGAAUCUUUUGUUGUCGAACUAGGACCACCAUUCCCUCAGACACAUCAAAUCACAUACAGAUCCUGCAUCAGUGAGAUAAAAAUGCCAACCAUGUGGCUGUCCGACAAUCAGAAGAUAGGAGUCAUCUUCUGCUCCGCCGGAGCACUAUUCCUCUUCGGCGGAGUCCUAAUGUUCUUCGAUCGCUCACUACUCGCCAUGGGCAACAUCCUCUUCCUCAUCGGCCUCACCCUAAUCAUCGGUGUCGAAAAGACCUUCGCCUUCUUCUCCCGCCGCCAGAAACUUAAGGGCACCGCCGCCUUCGUCGCCGGCAUCCUGCUCAUCCUCCUCCGCUGGCCGCUCACGGGCUUCAUCAUCGAGCUGUACGGGCUGUUUAUUCUCUUCGGCGACUUCCUGGUGACCAUCGGCCAGUUCGCGGGGAACAUCCCCGUCGUGGGGCCGUACAUCAAGACGGCGUUGGAGGCGCUGGCCGGCGGCCGGCGGAACGCCGAGUUGCCGGUAUAAAGCAUACUCUCUUUUCGCUCUCUUGGCCUUUUCGUGAUAGGCCCAUGAAGCGAGACUUCCACCGUCGUCACAAAGCCUAAUCAAUAGGUGUUAAGC
Messenger RNA from Aspergillus uvarum CBS 121591, 825 nucleotides. Its product is annotated as Got1 family protein. The record is from RefSeq and is a predicted model, not a curated record. Lineage: Eukaryota; Fungi; Ascomycota; Eurotiomycetes; Eurotiales; Aspergillaceae. Bases 310 to 729 code for a protein of 139 amino acids. Gene Ontology annotation, biological process: retrograde transport, endosome to Golgi; endoplasmic reticulum to Golgi vesicle-mediated transport. Gene Ontology annotation, cellular component: Golgi cis cisterna; endoplasmic reticulum; Golgi membrane. The transcript is spliced from 5 exons.